Molecule: messenger RNA, 1269 nt
Organism: Acanthamoeba castellanii str. Neff
Lineage: Eukaryota; Discosea; Longamoebia; Acanthamoebidae
Product: DOM3 exoribonuclease, putative
Exons: 11
Coding region: 1-1269 (422 amino acids)
Biological process (GO): NAD-cap decapping; nuclear-transcribed mRNA catabolic process
Cellular component (GO): nucleus; cytosol
Molecular function (GO): mRNA 5'-diphosphatase activity
Source: RefSeq, a predicted model, not a curated record
AUGGAGGCGGAAGCUGCGCCAAGAAACAAGCGGGCAAGACAAGAAGAGGGACCACGAGAGGCCUAUGCUGAGCCUGCUGCCACCCCGAACCAAGAGUCGCCCAUAUUUGCCGUAUCCGCACAAGCCUACCACCGCUGGAAGUUUCCGCACUACUCCCAACCGCGGGAGGUGGGGUGCAUGUCACGGGACGCGGACCAUCAAUGGCACAACGACAGCGACCAAGAGCUCCGCUACUUCAAGGAGCCCGCACCUGGCUGCGAUCUGUCCGCCGGGUUUGACACCUUCGUGAAGAAAGACGAAGAGAAAGAGAAGCAGGAGCACAUCACGCCCAUUCUGUCGUGGCUGCACCACCAGCGCGCCGGCGGCUCUCGCGCCUCAUCAUACAAACGCAGGGAAAUGGACGUCAUCGCGCACCCACAGUUCGUGGCCUGGCGCGGCUCCUUUGCGCGCCUCCUAUGUGCUCCCUACAAUCGCAGCGAAAGCUGGCGAUUACUCGUAUGUCGAUUCAAGGGCACCAUCUACAUCGCGGACAAGGACACACCGGAGACUCAAGCGCGCCGACGCAAUCAAACGCAGCGAGAGGAGCUGAUGGGCUACUGGGGCUACAAAUUCGAAGACUACUCCACGCGGCCUCGCACCGGGCUGCAAGAACCAAAUGAAGGGCCGGUGAGCAACAUUCCGUGCUACUGCACGGUGGUGAGGGCGCGGCUGGGCUCGCACCUCCUGCUCAUGUCGGGCGAAACCGACUGCUGCAUGGAGGGUCAAGCCAAACCACCAGACAACUACGUCGAGCUGAAGACGAACAAGGUGCUAAUGACGGAGAGGGACCGAACGUCAUUUGAGCGCUACAAACUGCUCAAGUUCUGGUCGCAGUCCUUUCUCGCCGGCGUCCCGCGGGUGGUGGUCGGCUUCCGCGAUGACGAGGGCAUCGUGCGAACCGUGCAGCACUUCAAGACGCUCGAGCUGCCCCGCUUUGUGGAGGGGAAGCGCAACAUGUGGGACUCGGCCGUGUGCAUGAACUUCUGCGACCAGUUCCUCACCUGGGUCGCGUGGCUAUUCGAGCAGGAGGACCAGGAGAAGACUGCGAGUGGCGGCGAUGACGACGCCAAGGUGGUGUGGGCGCUCGACUACGGUGCGCCCUUCAGCCACGUUCAGGCCACACGCUUCAAGGACGGAAGCCUCGCCUUCCUGCCCGCCUGGUUCACCUCCGCCACGCCCACCAACCCACCAUCGCCCCACCACCCACCGCCAGACACACCGCACGCGUAA